Molecule: messenger RNA, 680 nt
Organism: Prosopis cineraria
Lineage: Eukaryota; Viridiplantae; Streptophyta; Magnoliopsida; Fabales; Fabaceae
Product: 60S ribosomal protein L30-like
Exons: 5
Coding region: 136-489 (117 amino acids)
Cellular component (GO): cytosolic large ribosomal subunit
Molecular function (GO): structural constituent of ribosome; RNA binding
Source: RefSeq, a predicted model, not a curated record
GUCAGCCUUCUAAAAAUCUAAACGGCCCACUAAAAAGAUCAUUUGACCUAUAUAUUGAACCCUCGCCCGCAGGUGGCUAGGGUUUCUUUUGGCGAACUGAAACGACAAGGAUCAACACCAAAGACUCCCUCCACCAUGGUUGCCGCCAAGAAAACUAAGAAGACCCAUGAGAGUAUCAAUAACAGGCUCGCUCUUGUGAUGAAGAGCGGAAAAUAUACCCUGGGUUAUAAAACGGUUCUGAAGUCCCUUAGGAACUCUAAAGGGAAACUGAUUAUUAUUGCCAACAACUGCCCGCCUUUGAGGAAAUCAGAAAUAGAAUACUAUGCUAUGUUGGCGAAGGUUGGAGUUCAUCAUUACAAUGGGAGGGUUCUUGAUGCAGACAAUGUUGAUUUGGGCACUGCUUGCGGCAAAUAUUUCAGAGUGUGCUGUCUCAGCAUCAUUGAUCCCGGCGAUUCUGACAUUAUUAAGACAAUGCCUGGCGAUCAGUAGAAUAGUAUGAAGCCCAUUUUUUUUUCCCUCUUACAGAACUUGUAUUGUUUGAUAUUCUCAAUUUUGCGCUGAUGUGGACAUCAUUAUAGAAAGUCUUGAUGUGGUCUUGGACCAUUUUGAGGUGUACGUUUUCCUUGGUAGGGUUCUAUGUAACAUUGAGCUUUGUUGAAUGAUACCGGAUUUUCGUUUAA